Molecule: messenger RNA, 2424 nt
Organism: Nicotiana tabacum (common tobacco)
Lineage: Eukaryota; Viridiplantae; Streptophyta; Magnoliopsida; Solanales; Solanaceae
Source: RefSeq, a predicted model, not a curated record
AUAUUUGAAGUGUCCAUAACCGUCAUAGAGAACGAAGAAGAGAGGCGAAGGAGGAGUUGUUAGCCUGUGUUUUAAGAAAGUUGAUAAGUGGAACGUGUUCAGAUCGUGGAGCAAUGGCUGGUGGUGCGUGGAAUAGACGUGCAUCCUUGAUCGUCUUCGGGAUCGUCUUGUUCGGGUGCUUGUUCGCAUUUUCUAUAGCCACAGAAGAAGCUACCAAGUUGGGAACAGUUAUUGGAAUAGAUCUUGGAACAACUUACUCAUGUGUUGGUGUUUACAAGAAUGGACAUGUUGAAAUUAUAGCAAAUGACCAAGGUAAUCGUAUCACCCCUUCAUGGGUUGCCUUCACUGAUGGUGAGAGGCUGAUUGGUGAGGCAGCAAAGAAUCUAGCCGCUGUUAACCCAGAGAGGACCAUCUUCGAUGUCAAAAGACUUAUCGGAAGAAAGUUUGAUGACAAAGAAGUACAAAGGGACAUGAAACUUGUUCCUUACAAGAUUGUUAACAAGGAUGGUAAACCAUAUAUCCAAGUUAAGAUUAAAGAUGGGGAGACCAAGGUCUUCAGUCCUGAGGAGAUCAGUGCAAUGAUUCUGACCAAGAUGAAGGAAACAGCUGAAGCUUACCUCGGAAAGAAAAUCAAGGAUGCAGUUGUCACUGUUCCAGCAUACUUUAAUGAUGCCCAGAGGCAGGCCACUAAGGAUGCAGGUGUAAUCGCUGGACUAAAUGUGGCCAGAAUUAUUAAUGAGCCAACUGCAGCAGCUAUUGCCUAUGGAUUAGAUAAGAAAGGUGGUGAAAAGAACAUCCUUGUCUUUGACCUUGGUGGUGGGACAUUUGAUGUUAGCAUCCUCACCAUUGAUAAUGGUGUUUUUGAAGUUCUUUCCACAAAUGGAGACACUCACCUGGGAGGAGAGGACUUUGACCAGAGGAUUAUGGAGUACUUCAUUAAAUUGAUUAUGAAGAAGCACGGAAAGGACAUCAGCAAGGACAACAGGGCCUUGGGUAAGCUUAGAAGAGAAGCUGAGCGUGCCAAGAGAGCUUUGAGCAGUCAACACCAAGUUAGGGUUGAGAUUGAAUCUCUUUUCGAUGGUGUGGAUUUCUCUGAACCACUUACUCGGGCACGUUUUGAGGAGCUAAACAAUGAUUUAUUCAGAAAGACAAUGGGACCUGUUAAGAAGGCUAUGGAUGAUGCUGGGCUGGAGAAAACCCAGAUUGAUGAAAUUGUCCUUGUUGGUGGAAGUACCAGGAUUCCAAAAGUUCAACAGCUUUUGAAGGAUUAUUUUGAUGGCAAGGAGCCCAACAAGGGUGUUAACCCUGAUGAAGCAGUUGCUUAUGGUGCAGCCGUACAAGGAGGAAUUUUGAGUGGCGAGGGAGGUGAUGAAACCAAAGAUAUUCUUCUUCUGGAUGUGGCUCCACUCACUCUUGGUAUUGAAACUGUUGGUGGAGUGAUGACUAAGCUGAUCCCAAGAAACACUGUUAUUCCUUCUAAAAAGUCUCAAGUCUUCACCACUUAUCAGGAUCAGCAGACAACAGUGACAAUCCAGGUCUUUGAAGGUGAACGCAGUCUCACAAAGGACUGCAGACUGCUGGGGAAGUUUGAUUUAACCGGAAUAGCUCCAGCUCCAAGAGGAACUCCUCAAAUCGAGGUUACAUUUGAAGUUGAUGCAAAUGGUAUUCUAAAUGUCAAAGCUGAAGACAAAGCCUCUGGAAAAUCAGAGAAGAUCACAAUCACCAAUGACAAAGGUCGCUUGAGUCAAGAAGAGAUUGAGCGUAUGGUCAAGGAGGCUGAGGAGUUUGCAGAGGAGGAUAAGAAAGUAAAAGAAAGAAUUGAUGCCAGAAACAGCCUGGAGACAUAUGUAUACAAUAUGAGGAACCAAAUAAAUGACAAGGACAAGCUUGCAGACAAGCUAGAGUCUGAUGAGAAAGAGAAGAUUGAAACCGCGACAAAAGAAGCGCUUGAAUGGUUGGACGACAACCAGAGUGCUGAGAAGGAAGAUUAUGAGGAAAAGCUGAAAGAAGUGGAAGCUGUGUGCAACCCAAUAAUCACUGCGGUGUAUCAGAAGUCUGGUGGAGCACCGGGAGGAGAAUCAGGUGCUAGCGAGGAUGAUGAUCAUGACGAGCUGUAGAUGAUUGCUAGUUUACAAGUUUUAUGUUAUCACAAGUGAUAGGAUACACAGGGUUUUCUCAUAUAAUUUUCCUGUUGACAGUGACUAUCAGAAAUAGAUUAAGAUGAGGAGGAAGACGUUGAUGAGGCACAUUGAUCAAUUUUAGAGUUGGUUAUUCUAAAUUGAUUAAUUAAGGACGGCAAAAGAACCUUCCUCUUGUUCAUUCUUGGAAGACAUGUAUAGAGACAGUCAUCAAUUUAGAGUUGGAACUUUUGUAUUCUUUCAGAUGUGAGAUUAAAAUUAAACUUUGCAGUGAAGCAUUUAACUA